AUGGGUAGAGCUACAAUUAAAUCAGGUAGUAUUAAUCUAUUAAAUACUAUAAUAGGUGCUGGUAUAUUGGCAAUGCCCUAUGGUUUAAAAUCAAAUGGUGUAUUAUUUGGUUGUAUACUAAUUAUAUGGUCAUCUUUAACUUCGUCAUUUGGUUUAUAUUUACAAAAUAAAGUAGCUAAAUAUACAAAUCAAAGAGAUCAUUGUUCAUAUUUUAGUUUAGCACAAUUAACUUAUCCUAAAUUAUCGAUUGUAUUUGAUUCAGCAAUUAGUAUUAAAUGUUUUGGUGUUGGUGUAUCAUAUUUAGUUGUUAUUGGUGAUUUAAUGCCAAAAAUAAUGGAAAGUUUAAAUGUAACAAAUCAUAUUCUUAUGCAUAGAAAUUUUUGGAUUUCAAUUUUUAUGAUUUUAAUUGUUGUACCAUUAAGUUAUCUUAAAAAAUUAGAUUCAUUAAAAUAUACAAGCAUAUUGGCAUUAUUUUCAGUUGGUUAUUUGAUUUGUUUAGUUUUACAACAUUAUUUUACUGAAAAAGUACAACAUAAACAUAUUGAUUGGUUUGGUCCAAUAUCGAUAAAAUCGACAUUAUCUUCAUUUCCAAUUUUUGUAUUUGCAUAUACUUGUCAUCAAAAUAUGUUUGCUAUAAUUAAUGAAUUAAAACCAAAUGAUCAAGAUGGUAGUCAAACAAGACAAUCCAAUUUAAUUAUACGGAAUGCUAUUUCAAUUGCAUGUAUUUCAUAUUUAAUUGUUGGUAUAUUUGGAUACUUAACGUUUGGUAAUAUAGUAAAUUCAAAUAUUAUAACAAUGUAUUCGAAAGAUUCAAUAAGUUCAUUAAUUGGUAGAUUAUGUAUUGUUAUAAUGGUUAGUUUAUCAUAUCCUUUACAAUGUCAUCCAUGUAGAGGAUCAAUAAAUCAUGUUAUUCAUUUUAUAAUUCAUGGUGUUUCAGAUAUUAAAAAAAGACAAAAUAAUCAAAAUAAUCACAAUCAUGGUUAUUCAUCAUUAAAUUCAGAUAUAGAAUCAUUAAAUUCAAUUAGUGAAAUGUCAAUUCAAGAUGAAUCAUUUAUUUCAACUACUCCAAUGGAAGGUGCUCAAGAUACUGAUGGUCAUGAUCCAAUAAUUGUACCAUUAACAACUAAAAAAUUUUAUAUAAUAACUACUACAAUUUUAAUCCUUAGUUAUAUUGUUGCAAUAACAGUUACAAAUUUAGCUCAUGUUUUAGCAUUUGUUGGAUCAACUGGUUCAACAUCAAUUUCAUUUAUAUUACCUGGAUUAUUUGGAUAUUUAUUAAUUAAAUCAGAUCAACCAUUAACUAAUUUAGAAAGAUUUUGUAAAUUUGGUGGAUUAUUUUUAGCAAUUUGGGGUUUUUUAGUUAUGAUUGUUUGUCUAUCAGCAACUAUAUUUUUAGGUACUACUCAUUAA
Messenger RNA from Insectozyma verbasci, 1410 nucleotides. The record is from the annotation of a GenBank genome assembly. NCBI's taxonomy places the organism in Eukaryota, Fungi, Ascomycota, Pichiomycetes, Serinales, Debaryomycetaceae.